Molecule: messenger RNA, 3580 nt
Organism: Pelobates cultripes (western spadefoot toad)
Lineage: Eukaryota; Metazoa; Chordata; Amphibia; Anura; Pelobatidae
Source: the annotation of a GenBank genome assembly
AUGGCAUCCCAGCUGCGUCAGAACUACCACAGCGACUGCGAAGCUGCCAUCAACCGCAUGGUCAACUUGGAGCUGUAUGCAUCCUACGUGUACCUCUCUAUGGUGAGUAUAGCUUUACUCAAUAAUUUUAUUGCAACAGGUAAUUCGAUAAGGUCAUACAACUGCUACUAUUUUAACAAUAUAAUGUUUGUUCACUAAACAGUUGAUUGUGGUGAAUUAUUACAUACCAAAUUUCAAAAAAGUAGGCUAAAAUACUUGCCGGAAAAUUAAGCGUAGUUGGAAAUUUUUCCAGAUUAAAUUUUCAAAUUUUCAAUAUCAUGCUAGUACUAGAUUGGUUUUCAAUUCAUCACAAUUUACGGUUUAAUUAGUAAUGCCCACUCUAUGACAGGUUCUAUAAACUUACUACAUUGUAAUAGGAGAAGAGUGUUGCAAACUUUUAGUUUACAAGUUAAUUGGAUGAACUAAUCUCAAAUCUUCAUUUGAAUUAUUAACGGUUAAAUGUGAAUUGUUUUAGUAUAAAUGAUUUGAAUCCUCACUAUCACAUUCUGAACCUCCAGGAAGAUUUUUUUUUCACAGAACAGGGAAAAAACAAAUAAAAAAAACUUCCAUAUUUGGGGUUACAAGAUUGACAGUUUUAAUGAAAGUUCACAUAUUAGGUCCAAAAUAGGCAAACUGAAAAUUAAUUUUGAAUUACAAUAAUGGCUUACAAUUGGAAAUGCACUUUUAAUUCCUGACAAUUUACACUGUAUAUGCCCUAUGAGCUGGCAAUCCUACCCCACCCAUGGGGUUAUCAGCAUGUUCCAGAAGCUUUGCUCCCCAGUUAUCUUAUCAUUUUUGUUCAGGGUGAGACUUAAACAUGUAUCAUAAUGCUUGUGAGGCCUCCUCAAGGUGUAACUGAAAAAACUGUUUUACCAUGUGCUUUUAGUUCAUCCUGCAAAGGAUCCCACUUGAAUUAAAGACGUCUAAAAACAUAAAUUCGCUAAGGCUAGAUUUUAGCCAAUGCAUUACGAAAGGAUUAUAUGACUCAAUUCUGAUCUAGCAAGAGAAUUCAAUCAUAUAAAUGUAUAGGUUAACAAUUAAAGCGCCUCCCUCCCCCUGAUUAGAUGCUCUGUGAAAUACUCACAUUUACUCUGUUGGAACUUCACUGAAAUUCAAACCUAGUCAAGAGAUAUACAACAGUACCAGUCAACAGAUCUGGUACUGUUGUGAGAUAUGUUUCGAUAACGGUUAGGGAGCCUUAAUGAAGGUCCAGGCUAGCUAUCACACAAACCGAGCAAAUGUAUGGUCACAGCCCAGAAGCUGGCUGGAGAAAUCAGGGAUAUCCCCAGAAAUCCAAGAUAUCCUGCACCUCUGGACAGACGAAGAUGGCACCAGAAACACAUGUGCAGGGUCAUUGUUAGUUGCAAUUAUUUUGUGUAGUGUGGUCAAACGUUUAGUAUUGCAAUAUGUGUCAUGUCUUCUACUCUAGCUUGUACACUGUAAUUUAGAAUACAAACAAUGUAUCUUAUUUACGCAAACUGAUUUACUGCUUCGUCAUACCUUCAGUGUGGAAUGACCUUUGGAUAUUGGUUGGCUUCCCUGUAUUGUUCUCUUACCACAAAUAUCAAUGGCUUAAAGAAAAGCUGUUCCAGCUGAAUCUCCUAUAUUUGAUCUUUUCCAGUCCUAUUACUUUGACCGUGAUGAUGUGGCUUUGGAGCACGUGGCCAAGUUCUUCAAGGAGCAGAGCCACGAGGAACGGGAGCAUGCAGAAAAAUUCAUAAAGUAUCAGAACAAGCGUGGGGGUCGUAUUGUCCUUCAGGAUUUGAAGGUGAGAAUGGAGUGCUAGGUAAAUGUACUUGACAAAGAUAAUUCCACUUAUCAUAAAUCUAGUAAAAAUCACAACAUUACCUGUUCUGGUGAUCUAGUGAAAGAGUCUAACUAGCCCAAACAAUUAUAGAGUUUCCUAGUGCUUGUUAAUGACCAAACGUCUUAUUUCAAAGGAGUAAAUAUAACUCUGAUGAAGAUGAGCAUUUUGUUUAGCCAUGCAUAUUUGAGUAGCCCGAAGCAGGAGCUGUUCCAGACAAGAACAAUAUAACAUCCUCAUGCAAAAAAAAACCCAACAACAAAUUUUUGGCAAGGAUGCUGGAAAUUGCAUGACAACAAGAGAUCACAUAGAGUGUAAGAUGCUAUAUCUGACAAAAUUUUACCCUGGCUUUUUGUGAGAAAGACAGUCUUUUGGGGUUCCAGGCUCACAUAGAUCCAGUUUUAUUUGAUGUCCGGUGUUAGCAUGUAAAGUAUCUGGAUGAUGGACACUGUAAGGGUUUUUCACUAAAAUGAGAAUUAUUGGAAAUUCAAGGUGAAUUCAAAGUACAUUUCACGAUUAAUCCAAGAAUUGACAAAAUAGGAAAAAAAACCUCAAAAUCAAUUCUGUUUUCAGUUUUUCUAUUUUGAUCGCAAUUAUAAAUUCACUUUGAACUCCCUGCAAUUCUCACUUUAGUGAAUAGCCCUAUGUGCGCCAAAUUCUAUUCUUUUAAAGGAGAAAUAUCUGACUGGAUAAAAGUCAUCAGGGUUGAUGACUUCACUGGAGGAGGAUUCAAAUACAGGUAAAUUUCAAUCAAGUGAAGGAAAACACAAACCAUGUGUGGAAACUAUUUUUGAUACUCACUCAAUUCAUUAUUUUCCCCCUAUGAGUGCUGUAGAACAGGGCUAGAACUUGGCAAGUGAAAAUGUAGCCAUGGCACGUAUACAUUUACUCCUGGUGAGUGUGACAUGGAUACUCCAGGCUUGCAAUGAGGAGUCAUUUUUAAGGGCUGUGUAGUAAGUGUAGAAUUUGAAAUUUUAAGCCCUUGUAGAGCAUAAAUACCAUCACGACAACAGUGCUAGUCUAAAACUUCUGAAGUGUGCUUGAAUUACCAAGAUUAGUUUUAUGUUUAUAGGUAUUGGGAUGAAGUCAAAGUACACCAGUGCUCGUACUCAUUUAACCCUCUUUCACUACAGAAACCAGAGCGUGAUGAAUGGACCAACAGCCUGGAAGCCAUGCAGGCUGCUCUGCAACUGGAGAAGACCGUUAAUCAAGCUCUUCUGGACCUGCACAAGCUGGCGUCUGACAAGAAUGACCCUCAUGUAAGUUUCAAUCAUUUCCUGAUCGUUAACAAUCUUUUACAUUUUCAAAGAGUACAGUAAAUAGUGGGAUGUGAUGAAACAAACAUGAAUAUAUUAUCACUUCAGACCACUUGGCUUCCAGCAUACUUAGUUCAGGAUAUUUAUUUGAAGAUAUUGCAAUGAUCUAUUUAUUUUGCAUCUUUCAUAUCUGUUUCCUUACCGUGAUCUCAAAUACAACAAACAUAAGUCAUAAGUUACAUUAACAUGUUUAUCUUAGUGUCAGUUUCACAACUUUGCAUUAUAUCUGCCUGUAAAUUUACCAACAUACUAUUCCAUGUUACAGCUGUGUGACUUAUUGGAGUCAGAAUACCUGGAAGAACAAGUCAAGGCUAUGAAACAACUUGGUGACUACAUCACAAACCUAAAACGUCUUGGGGUGCCCCAGAAUGGCAUGGGCGAGUAUCUGUUUGACAAGCACACCAUGGGAGAGAGCAGUUGA